This is a messenger RNA of Panicum virgatum (switchgrass), 1887 nucleotides long. RefSeq names its product transcription factor PCF8-like. Bases 633 to 1511 code for a protein of 292 amino acids. Gene Ontology annotation, cellular component: nucleus. The record is from RefSeq and is a predicted model, not a curated record. Gene Ontology annotation, biological process: regulation of secondary shoot formation. The transcript is spliced from 2 exons. Gene Ontology annotation, molecular function: sequence-specific DNA binding; DNA-binding transcription factor activity. NCBI's taxonomy places the organism in Eukaryota, Viridiplantae, Streptophyta, Magnoliopsida, Poales, Poaceae.
UUUUAAUUCCCAGAUUUGGUGUCUUUGGUUGGUAGUAGUACAUAUAGAACAGGAGUAGUUAGAGGUUCUUGCGCUUUCAGUCCAGAGUUACUUAAUUUGCCCCCAACAACUCUGCAAAAAAGCUUUGCGGUAAAGCACUCUCUUCAGCUUGCCAAAUUUGACGAUGAGAUGUUUACUGGCUAGUGUGGAAUCUUGCAUCUUUUUGCACACUUUUUUCUAGCAGUUGUUGGAUUAUAAACCGAUGGUUGCUGUAAAGUUAUACAGCUGGAAAAGGGCGUUUUAUGAAUUUAUUCAAGAACAUCCAGAUUCCCGAUGCUUUCAGUAGAUUCCGUUUACAAAGCUGCUGCCUUUUCACUGAUUGCAAAUUUGCAAUUGCUCAUGGGCAGCAGAUGAGCAAAUGGGCUAUCAAGUUGUUGGAGAAUUUUAUUUUUUUUGUGGAGAUUUUUUGCAGCGCUUGAACUCUUGGCAAUCACAUCAUUCUGCCAGAUUUGCACGAUUCCCCUCCAGAAAAAAGAAUCAAUCUGUUUGCUAGAUUGGUGCCGAAGACUCAAGCUUUUUCUGAAAUCCCAUUCCCACCUGCAGAUUGAGCAGGCACAGCCGUACAUUCAGAGUUGGGGAUGAGCUAGCGAGGCAUGGAGGAGGUAGGCAUGGAGCUGGAGCGCACCGCCUGCAAGCGCCCUCGCGCCGCGCUGGACGGCGGCACGGCGGCCGCGGCGGCGUGGCGGACGUGCCGGGUGGCGCGCGCGGCCGCCGGCGGCAAGGACCGGCACAGCAAGGUCGUGACGGCGCGGGGGCUCCGCGACCGGCGCGUCCGGCUCUCGAUGCCCACGGCCAUCCAGUUCUACGACAUCCAGGACCGCCUCGGCGUCGACCAGCCCAGCAAGGCCAUCGAGUGGCUCAUCCGCGCCGCCGCCGGCGCCAUCGACGAGCUUCCCUCGCUGGACUGCUCCUUCGCCCUCCCCGCCGGCGCCUCCUCCUCCCCGCCGGCCGCCGGAGACGACGCCGAGGUCAGCACCUCCGAGACCAGCAAGAGCUCCGUGCUCUCGCUCGCCAACGGCCCGACCGACAACGCCACCACCGCUGCUCACCAAGUCAACCACGCCUACAACGGCGGCUCAUUCGCUGAGCUCCUGCACUGCUCCGCCAACGACAGCAAGCCAAUGCAGCAGCAGCAGCAGCCGACGCUCGCCUACUACGCCGCGCAGCUUCCGAGCUCCCACGCCGCGCCGGCCAUGUCCUUCGAGACGAUGCCCCAGCUCGCCUUCCUCCAGGAGCAGCCGCACCCCGCGGUCGGCUUCGACCGGGGCACACUUCAGUCCAAUGUCACCGUCGCUGCGCCGCUGUGGCCGCCAUCUCAGCAGGCGUGCUUCCUGCAGAGGUUCGCCGCUGCUCCGGUUGAUGCCGCUGGACUGCAAUUCUUUCUAGGAGGCGGCACUGCUCCUCCUCCGGUGACGGUCAAUGCAGAGCCGAGGCUGCAGCUCUGGGACUUCAAGCAGGAAAGGAAGACCUGAGAUGUGACAACCAGAGUUUGGUGUUUCAUAUGACUAUUUCGUGGAGAGUCGACGGCAACAGUGUUUGCUGAUGUGCCAAGUCAUCUCUGACAAGGUUAACCAAGAUCAGAAAGUUCAGAGCUGAAGAUAUCAGCGUGAGGAAGAUAUGCAAAGAUGUACUACCAUAUCUUUCAUUCAUCACUUCCAUUUGUCAUUGGCUUAGAGAAUGUGGCUUGUUUGCGACAUCUGUUGCUGUGAAUCUGUGAUGAGAUACCAUUUGUUAUCUUUUCUAAUUCGUCUGUUGUACUCUGGUAAUUUGACACUGGCAGACCUGAUGGUUCGCAUGGUUCCCUGAAUUUCACACAUCUGCUGAUCAUCAGUAAGUUGGUACCGGAAA